This is a messenger RNA of Mya arenaria, 1209 nucleotides long. RefSeq lists its product as uncharacterized. Lineage: Eukaryota; Metazoa; Mollusca; Bivalvia; Myida; Myidae. The transcript has a single exon. Bases 1 to 1209 code for a protein of 402 amino acids. The record is from RefSeq and is a predicted model, not a curated record.
AUGCGCGACGACAAUUGCUAUUCCAUACGCAUAGCGAACAAGUAUAACAUGCGCGACGACCAUUGCUAUUCCAUACGCAUAGCGAACAAGUAUAAUAUGCGCGACGACCAUAGCUAUUCCAUACGCAUAGCGAACAAGUAUAACAUGCGCGACGACCAUGGCUAUUCCAUCUACCUAGCGAACAAGUAUAACAUGCGCGACGACCAUGGCUAUUCCAUACGCAUAGCGAACAAGUAUAACAUGCGCGACGACCAUGGCUAUUCCAUACGCAUAGCGAACAAGUAUAACAUGCGCGACGACCAUUGCUAUUCCAUACGCAUAGCGAACAAGUAUAACAUGCGCGACGACCAUGGCUAUUCCAUACGCAUAGCGAACAAGUAUAACAUGCGCGACGACAAUUGCUAUUCCAUACACAUAGCGAACAAGAAUAACAUGCGCGACGACAAUUGCUAUUCCAUACACAAAGCGAACAAGUAUAACAAUUGCUAUUCCAUACGCAUAGCGAACAAGUAUAACAUGCGCGACGACCAUUGCUAUUCCAUACGCAUAGCGAACAAGUAUAAUAUGCGUGACGACCAUUGCUAUUCCAUACGCAUAGCGAACAAGUAUAACAUGCGCGACGACCAUGGCUAUUCCAUCUACAUAGCGAACAAGUAUAACAUGCGCGACGACUAUUGCUAUUCCAUACGCAUAGCGAACAAGUAUAACAUGCGCGACGACCAUUGCUAUUCCAUACGCAUAGCGAACAAGUAUAACAUGCGCGACGACCAUUGCUAUUCCAUACACAUAGCGAACAAGUAUAACAUGCGCGACGACCAUUGCUAUUCCAUACGCAUAGCGAACAAGUAUAACAUGCGCGACGACAAUUGCUAUUCCAUACGCAUAGCGAACAAGAAUAACAUGCGCGACGACAAUUGCUAUUCCAUACACAAAGCGAACAAGUAUAACAUGCGCGACGACAAUUGCUAUUCCAUACACAUAGCGAACAAGUAUAACAUGCGCGACGACUAUUUCUAUUCCAUACACAAAGCGAACAAGUAUAACAUGCGCGACGACAAUUGCUAUUCCAUACACAUAGCGAACAAGUAUAACAUGCGUGGCGACAAAAGCUAUUCCAUACACAUAGCGAACAAGUAUAACAUGCGCGACGACCAUUGCUAUUCCAUACGCAUAGCGAACAAGUAUAACAUGCGCGACGACCAUAGCUAG